UAUGGCGGUUACUCGCAAGCUUUUUUCCAGAUAAACCGCGUUGAACAAAAUCAUAGAAUCCUCGUCGGAGUAUCAGUCCGGUCGAUGAUCGAAACCCUUGUUUCCUUCGUAGGAGACGAGGUAGAGCGUUUAUUUAUCGUUUGUUGUUAGUUGCGUGAGAGAAAAGCGAGUUUUUGUAGGUAGAUAAGAAGAGUGAAAAUGAAUGGUAAUAGCAAUGGAUUUGGGAGUGCGGCGGCGGCGGCUGACUAUAUAAGGAGACAUCAUCUUCAUGAGAGUGGAGAGAAUCAGUGUAGUUCAGUUCUCGUAAAGCACAUCAAAGCUCCUGUUCCUCUGGUUUGGUCUUUGGUGAGGAGGUUUGACCAACCUCAGAAGUAUAAACCUUUUGUGAGCAGGUGCGUCGCACAGGGAAACCUCGAGAUUGGAAGUCUUAGAGAAGUUGAUGUCAAGUCGGGUCUCCCGGCUACUACGAGUACUGAAAGAUUGGAACUCCUUGAUGAUAACGAGCAUAUCCUCUGCAUCAAGAUUAUAGGUGGUGAUCACAGACUUAAGAACUACUCUUCAAUCAUUUCCCUCCAUCCGGUGAUCAUUGACGGAAGACCGGGGACAUUAGUCAUUGAAUCCUUCGUGGUAGAUGUGCCUGAAGGGAACACAAGGGAUGAGACAUGCUACUUUGUUGAAGCUUUGAUCAAGUGCAACCUCAAAUCACUGGCAGAUGUCUCCGAGGGGCUAGCAGUGCAGGACCGGACCGAGCCUAUUGAUCUAUGAAAGUAGUUGUGAUCGAGGAGAU
Molecule: messenger RNA, 787 nt
Organism: Hibiscus syriacus
Lineage: Eukaryota; Viridiplantae; Streptophyta; Magnoliopsida; Malvales; Malvaceae
Product: abscisic acid receptor PYL8-like
Exons: 3
Coding region: 199-765 (188 amino acids)
Biological process (GO): abscisic acid-activated signaling pathway
Cellular component (GO): cytoplasm; nucleus
Molecular function (GO): signaling receptor activity; abscisic acid binding; protein phosphatase inhibitor activity
Source: RefSeq, a predicted model, not a curated record